This is a messenger RNA of Haliotis rubra (blacklip abalone), 1594 nucleotides long. Its product is annotated as F-box only protein 44-like. The record is from RefSeq and is a predicted model, not a curated record. Gene Ontology annotation, biological process: glycoprotein catabolic process; SCF-dependent proteasomal ubiquitin-dependent protein catabolic process. Gene Ontology annotation, cellular component: cytoplasm; SCF ubiquitin ligase complex. The coding region runs from base 217 to 1056 and encodes 279 amino acids. The transcript is spliced from 6 exons. NCBI's taxonomy places the organism in Eukaryota, Metazoa, Mollusca, Gastropoda, Lepetellida, Haliotidae. Gene Ontology annotation, molecular function: ubiquitin protein ligase activity; protein binding.
AGAAGUUCAAACUCAAUGCACAGUGACUGUAUUGCACUUUACCAUAACCGAGUUCUUGCACCACUGCAUGGAGCUAUCCAGAUGUUCAUUGACACAGACGGUAAGAGCGGUUGUACGAGUUUCAUGACAGUGGGGGCGACCUGAGAAAACGGCGGAGCAAAGGGAAGUUAUAUAUAUACAUUGUGGUUGGAAUCAUUUUAUACGGUUUUGAGGAACAUGGGGUCCAAAUACAGUUCAAGGACACUGAACAACACCUGCCAGAGUUCCAUGUUACAUGAGAUCCCAGAAGACCUGGUUAUAGAAAUACUCAUACAUGUUCCAGCCCAAGACGUUGUACACAACUGUGUGCUGGUGUGUCAUCAGUUCAGAGAUGUUAUCUCCAGACCCACACUUUGGAAGAGAAAGUGUGAAUUGGAAAAAAAACAUAUUCCUCAUUUUGUGAAACCAGAAGAUUUCAAACAGAUUUUUUUCUUUAACCCCUAUUCAAGAAAUUUAAUCAAGAAUCCAUGUGCACAGGACGGAUUACAGCAUUGGAAAGUGAUACAAAAUGGAGGCAAUUAUUUUCAAGUGCAGAAAGAGAAUCAUGGAUCUCAAGAUGUAACUCAAACAGAUAUGAUUCAAGAUUGGUCAGGCCCGGAUAUAAAGAUGUGGGCCACUUCAUAUCAGGCUUGUGAGAAGACACAGAUGAUUGACCUGAAGGAGGAGGGUGUACCUCCUGAAGUGUUGGACAACAUCAAACCACCAAUCUACAUCUCCGAGUGGUACGCUGCCCGAUUUGACUGCGCCUGUCACUAUGAGUUGGAGGCGAGACUGCUGUCUGGGAGCAAGAAACAACUGGACAGAUUCACCUUUGAGGAUGAUGUCCCACAGUGGACUGAAGGAGAGUGGAUAAAGGUACUUCAUACAGCAACACCUUCUCUUCCCAGUGUGAGAGGUGGAGCAUAUAUUUCCCCGACUAUAAGACAGGCGUUAGGUUUAUUGAAUUCCGCCAUCUUGGUGUUGACAAGCAGUUUUGGGCUGGACAUUAUGGACCAAAGUUUACUCUCUCAACUGUGAAAUUUUCAUUUGAAAUGAAUACAUAGUGAAGUUCUUCAAAGACAUUUAGAGGUUGGACGAACAUGAAUACAUGACACGUUUCAUGAAUAACAACUUCUCCCAGUGUAUACUUCCUUUGUUCUAUAAUCAUCAGCUUGGUCUUACAUUGUAAUACUGUCUAUCUCAUUGGCUUCAUCCUUACAUUGUUAUCUUUGUACAUUAAUCCUAUUUUUAUUGUCUCCAACCAUGUUUUAUCUAAAUUUAUAUAUAUUCACUCUGUGCACUACUCGGUAUUCACCUGAUGAAGGAGCAAGAAUUAGUUCUGAAAUGUUGGAUAAAGAAGUUAUCCAUAAAACGUGCCAUGUAUUUAUGAAUACAUAGCGUCCAUUAGUUACCAUGGUAACGGCAAGCAUGAGAUGUUUAGCAAUGGACAACAUGUCUAUAUUUCAAAAUGUUGUAUCUGUGCGACUGAAUGAGUUUUAAAGGGCCACUGAUCCAGAGCAAUUUCCGUGGACUGGUUGUUGCUUUUGUUAUUGUUUUUCUCCAGUGAGUACCCGGA